ACUUCCGCCGGACGUGACGUCGCGCGUUUCCGCCGUCUCUGCCCGCGCGCGCGCUGCUCCGGCGAUGGCGGCGGCGCCGCCUCCUCCUCCCCCGGCCAAGUGGUUCUUCAGCAGGGAGCAGCUCGAGGCCACGCCGUCGCGCAGAUGCGGCAUCGAAGUGGACAAGGAGUUGUCCUACCGCCAACAGGCGGCCAACCUCAUCCAGGACAUGGGACAGAGGCUCAACGUUUCGCAGCUGACGAUAAACACAGCUAUCGUAUAUAUGCACAGGUUUUAUAUGCUGCAGACCUUCUCAAAGUUCCACAGAAAUGCAAUUUCUCCAGCUGCUUUGUUCCUGGCUGCUAAAGUAGAAGAGCAACCACGGAAGCUGGAACAUGUUAUUAAAGUGGCACACGCGUGCCUUAACCCACAGGAAGCUCCGCUGGAUACAAAGAGUGAUGCUUACCUUCAGCAAGCCCAAGACUUGGUGAUGAAUGAACAUGUGAUGCUUCAGACAUUGGGUUUUGAAAUAACAAUAGAUCACCCUCAUACUUAUGUUGUGAAAUGCACACAGUUAGUACGGGCGAGUAAGGAUCUGGCCCAGACCUCGUAUUUCAUGGCUACCAACAGCCUACACCUCACCACAUUUUGCUUGCAGCACAAGCCCACAGUGGUAGCCUGCGUUUGUAUCCACCUGGCCUGUAAGUGGUCCAACUGGGAGAUUCCAGUCUCGAGUGAUGGAAAACCAUGGUGGGAAUAUGUUGAUAAUGGUGUCAGCAUGAACCUUCUGGAUGCAUUAACACAUGAAUUUCUUCAGAUUCUUGAGAAAACCCCAAAUAGGCUAAAAAGGAUAAGAAACUGGAAGGCAUAUCAGAAUCAAGCAAUUAAGAAACUGAAAGUGGAAGGGCAACCAACAAACGAUGCACAUUGCCACAGCCUGGAUAGUCUUGCAUUCCACUUUGAUGCUGCAGACCUCGCCGCACCUUCUGAAGUGAAAUCUGCAUCCACCUCUGUGCAACAGUCUAUAAGUGUGCCGAUGGUUCCUGUGCAGUCGGUUCCUUUUGCGCCGCCUGGUCAGGUCAUGGCUCCUUUGAAGUCCUACCAACUGCAGAAGUCACAUGAUCUUCAACAGAAGACCCAUGACUCGGUUCCCAUCAAAGCGGAAAUGCAAGCCAAACAUUCUGACAAUGCUAUGCACUCUGACGUUCCAGUGUAUUUAAAAACAGAGCGUUCAUCCCAGAAAUUGCCAAGCCGGGAUCCCCAGCCUAGCACUGCCACAGGGUCUGUGCCUUCUGCCACAGCAAAUAAGGUUCCUCAUCAGAAGGUUAGUCUGCUGGAGUACCAGGAGAAGCAUGCUGUAGUCCUGGCAGAGCACAAGCGCAAGCUGGAAAGACAGGAAGCUGAACUCAAGGAAAAGUAUGCCUCUGAAGCUCAAAUACUUCUGGAAGUUCAGAGACGCGAAAAGAUGCAACAGAGUAGUGGCACGAGUACUCCCAGUGAGCAGUCGCAGAAACAUAAACACAAAUCUCACCACCAGAGUAAUGAGAAAGUGGACAAACAUGGAAAACAGGACAAAAGUUCUAUCAAAGUGCGCCUUCCUGGAAACCAGGAUGAUACUAAAGAUGGUCGUGAGAUUAAAGUAAAAAUCAAGAUGCCAAUGGCACAUGAACAUAACAGUGGCACUGAUGACAGCAUCAGCAAAGGUAAACACCAGAGCCAGGCAAUGUUGAAAGAAAAGCACAAAGACCACCAUCCUGCCUCCCACCACCAUCACCACCAUGGAAACAGUCAUAAACACUUGCACUCGUACCCUCAUUUACACAGCAGUGGUAAUGGGAAACAUAGCUCUGAUGGUUCCAAAGGUGGCUUUGUAUUAUCACCAGAAGCCAAACCAGGUACUACGAGCAGCAGUGGUAGCUCGAGUUCUGGAUCGUCACGUAAACGACCGCGCGAGAGUAACGCUACAUCUCAUGGAAACCCGCAGAAGAUGAGCAAGCAGACCUCCAAAAGCAGCAGCUCCUUUGCCAAGCAGCACUCCUUUGCAGUGCAGUCGCUGCUGCAUCUUCCAAUGCCUCCCCCACCACCCACCACCUCAAUUUCUUAUGGGCAGCUGCCCAAAAGAUCUGGGAAAGAAUUAAAUGGGCUCAACUCGGACUCAUGUUUGGACUUGGACGAGCCGAUGCCGCACAUGCAGGGCGACAGCUACAAGGCCACCCGUGAUAUGCUGGAGUCGCUGCUUUGUGCACAGGGUGUGAACACGCCCACCAACACCAGCCAGUCGGGUUUUACGCAAGACUUCAGCCCCAACUAUUACAGCCAAAACAUGGCCCGUGGAUUCCAUCCACUGAUCCACAGAGGGCAGUCACUUCCAAGUAAACCACCACUUCCACCACUGCCAGCUGACCCUCCCCCGCCCCCUCCACCGCUCCCUAAGUAAAUACACUGGACAACAUGAGCAGGUCGACGUUUUGCUUUUUUGCUGUUAAAGAAAAAGGGUAAAAUUGUACAGUUUUGUUGCAACGUUCAUGUCUGCUUUUAGCCGCUGAGGAACCCCAGCGGUUUUACUGUGAUUCAACGUGGUUUUUUUAUAGCAAGCGCGUAACAGUUUUAUGAAAAAAGAAAAAAAAUCUGCAUUUGAAAAUCUUCGGAGUUGGUAAGUCUCUUGAAGAUUUCCUUAUCUGUCUUGUCAUUUUAGCAUUUCAUUUUAGUUUAGUUUCAUUCCUAAAGACUUAAUAGAUGUAAAAAGUCUUGGAAGUACCAGCAUAAAGUGGAGGUACAAGAAGCUCAGGUGUUGGAAUCUCUACAGUAUAAAACUUAAAAAAAAAUGUUUACAUUUCAUUAUUGUGCUUUGUUAUGAAGUGCAUAUUAACAAUUUUCUUGGCUUGUGGUGAAUAUUUCUCCAGGCUUAGCCCUCUAAAUACUUGAUAUUGAAAAUUGCAAAUAUUUAUUUAUAUACUUAAUAAAGACAUGAGAAUCGUAAUCCUGCUCGGUGUUUAAAUGUAGUGGAGCUCUGUACAUCGCCUUAGUUUCCCUGCAGUGAAGGCAGUGGACGGUAAGCAUUAUUGGCUGAAGGGAUAAACGCGCAUGGUAACGGCUGCAAUCGUUUUCAUUCUUGAACUCUUGUCUGUAUAUAAUACACCCGCACCCUGUGUAAAUUAAAAUGUAAAAUUUUGUACCAAAAAACAUUCAGUAAAGAUUUCUCAAUAGCUAAAUGGCCACCUGGCACGUUUAGUGAUUUCUCUAUUUUACUACUUGCAUUUAGAUUGUUAAAAUGUAUGUAUCACUUUACAUUAAAGGCAAUAAAUGCUUUUGUGUUGUA
Messenger RNA from Petromyzon marinus (sea lamprey), 3298 nucleotides. It is a transcript of the gene CCNT2, whose product is annotated as cyclin T2. The record is from RefSeq and is a predicted model, not a curated record. Gene Ontology annotation, biological process: regulation of transcription by RNA polymerase II. Lineage: Eukaryota; Metazoa; Chordata; Hyperoartia; Petromyzontiformes; Petromyzontidae. Gene Ontology annotation, molecular function: cyclin-dependent protein serine/threonine kinase regulator activity.